UGCAGCAACAAUUAACGCACAAUUUAUCAUAAGUCGAGUUUCUGACAUGCCAAGUUUAUUAUUAUUUGUUUACAUAGUGCCCCAUGUGUUAACGGAGCAGUUAGUACAUGUACCGUCGCUACAUUCCCCCCAAAUAAAAUCGUUCGACAACACAUGAAUGAACACAGUAUAGAUAUGUUGAAAAAAUGGAUUAUAUACUGGUAAUUCGGAAAUAAUAUUUACAUUCUAUUGUACAAAUGAUAAGUAUGUUGAUGUGUGUGGUGUAUUUAAACGACACGGACAAUUAUUUGUAAAAAAAAUCAAUUUUACAGUCUUAAGACUUUUUGAUAAAUGCUUAAAGAUUAUGUCGCCUGUCUCCAAUAGUAAGGAUUAUUGAGUAAUAAGUUUGGAUAGUGUUUUAUGGUAAUUACAACAAAUAUUUGUCGUAUUUCAAGUGAUGUUUUUCUGACAUGAAGGAAACUAAUUUGAUAGGAAAAUGUUGACUGGAAUUUUGAGUGUGACUAUUAUAGGGUUGUGUUAUUGCCUUGAGAAAGCACCAGAACCGGUGGAAAAUCGUCUUCAUCACGAUCUUCUCCACGUUCGUUCAUACAGUAAACUCAUCCGACCUGUUGAUAGUAAUCUACAACGGCUUACUGUUAAAGUAGGCUUACGUCUAUCUCAGCUUCUAGAUAUGGAUGAGAAGAAUCAGAUUAUGACAACAAGUGUUUGGCUUCGGCAGGAGUGGUUUGAUCAGCGUUUAAAAUGGAAUCCAAGUGAAUAUGGAGGCAUCAAAAUGACGCAUAUCCCAUCUGAUCAUCUUUGGCGUCCUGAUAUGCUUCUUUACAACAAUGCUGAUGGUGAUUUUGUUGUUACUUUGCUAACAAAAGCUACUGUACAUUUUGAUGGGAAGAUUAUUUGGGAACCGCCUGUCAUAUACAAGAGUUACUGUCCAAUUGAUGUGGAAUAUUUCCCUUUUGACAUGCAGGAAUGUUUUAUGAAAUUUGGUUCUUGGACAUAUGAUGGACACGAGCUGGACUUACAACAUAUAUGUGAUGCACAAGCUGUAUAUAAUGAAGAAACAAAAGAAAAAGUUAUUACAUGGGGAAUUGAUAUAAAAGAUUUUUACCCAAACGUUGAAUGGGAUAUAAUAAACGUAACAGCUAGGCGGAAAGAAAAAUUUUAUCCGUGUUGCCCAGAACCGUAUCCUGAUAUUACAUUUAAUAUUACACUGAGGAGACGUACCUUAUUUUAUUCCUUAAAUCUGAUUAUGCCAUGUGUAUCUAUAUCAUGUUUAACUGUGUUGGUGUUUUAUCUUCCAUCAGAUAGUGGAGAAAAGAUCACGCUAUCAAUUUCAAUAUUGCUGGCGUUGACUGUGUUUUUCCUGCUGCUUUCUGAUAUUAAUCCUCCAACUUCAUUUGUCAUACCUCUUAUAGGUAAAUAUUUACUUUUUACUAUGAUAGUUGUGACUAUGUCCAUAUUUUUAGCUGUGUAUACCUUAGGAAUUAAUUUUCGUCGGCCUGCGACUCAUAGAAUGAGUCCAUGGGUGAGACGUGUGUUUACAGAAAUAUUACCCAGAAUUCUUUUAAUGCGUAGACCGGAUAUGGAACGGACAACUAGAGUGCCUAUUCGAACUUGUAACGGGAUAGAAAUGCGUGAUGUUAGAGACAUUUAUUCCAGUUCACAAGCGUCUUCUCAUAGCAAAGAGUGGACAACAGAAACUACAUAUGAGAACACUCAAUCUAACAGUGACUUAACAAAAUACCCAAGAGAAAUUAGAGAGGCGUUUCAAGGAGUUAUAUCUAUAGCAGAUCAUCUAAAAACUGAGGAUGAAGAAAAUUCUGAAGCACGUGACUGGAAGUAUAUUGCCAUGGUGAUGGACCGUUUGUUUCUAUAUAUUUUUACAACUGCAUGUGUAUGCGGAACACUCAGUAUAUUUCUAUAUGCUCCCUCCCUUUAUGAUUCACGUCCACCGUUAAGUUCUGACAAAAGGUAUGGGAACUGCACUUACUAAAUGCAUUUGAUUCGGUUUUUUGCAUUUUGCUUACGAGGUUGCUGUAUUGAAAUUUAACAAAGCUUUACAAGUUUUGAUAAUCAAAAUAUCCAAAUUCAUCCAUUAGUAAGUCCAUGGCAUUGUAUACUUAGAAGGUUGUACCAAAUGGAAUAACAUGUAAUAAUAUUGCGGUAAUGACUUAAAUAUCGGUACAAUUUGUAAAUCAUUCUGAAAAAAAUUCAAACUGUCAAUAAACAUUUUCAUCAUAAACUUAAAAUCGCAAAAAUAUGUUCUAUAACCAGAAAAUUUAUCACCAGAAUACUUAAACAACACAAACUUUCUUUGAUAAGAAUCGUAUUUAAUGAUUUGUUGCACUUUUUAUAUCCAUUUCUUUGAAGUAUAUUAUCAACAGAUAUAAGAUUGAUUAUUUUUCUAUAUUUCUCAUAACAUGAGUGCGUUCGUUAAAUCAUCUAUCGUAUUGACACAACUUAAUCUGUUUAUUUUUCCUAUACGUCAUAAGAAAAUUUGUACAACGAAAUAUUACUUGAAAAUAAUAUAUUAAAGAUGAUAUUUUGUAA
Mytilus californianus (California mussel) is the source of this 2547-nucleotide messenger RNA. RefSeq names its product acetylcholine receptor subunit alpha-like 1. Gene Ontology annotation, cellular component: postsynaptic membrane; synapse; neuron projection. The coding region runs from base 476 to 1990 and encodes 504 amino acids. Lineage: Eukaryota; Metazoa; Mollusca; Bivalvia; Mytilida; Mytilidae. The record is from RefSeq and is a predicted model, not a curated record. The transcript has 5 exons. Gene Ontology annotation, biological process: monoatomic ion transmembrane transport; regulation of membrane potential; signal transduction. Gene Ontology annotation, molecular function: acetylcholine-gated monoatomic cation-selective channel activity; transmembrane signaling receptor activity.